UUCAUCUUCCUUCAGUUUCGGAUUCUGUGUCUGUCUGAUUACUCUUUACACCCCCUCCACACAGCUUGUCCCUGUUCAUUGUUAAAGGUCUAAUCUUUAGAUGUGUAACUAAAAGAAUCUGUUUCUAACAUCUGAGAAGACUCUGUUACGAAAGUAGCAAUCUUUGGUCUAUUUGUUGAUUUCUCUGAACAUGAUUUCUUAGACAAACAAAAUGUCAGUUGUGGUGUAAAUGUCGAAUGAUUCAGCUCAUACGCCCUUGUUACCAACUGACAAGGUAGAUACCAUGGCUCAAGAUUUCAACCAAAGCUCAAGAAUUUCUUCUUCAAGGAAAAGAAGAUUGCGUCGCUCUAGAAGCGCUCCUCGUGGUGAUUGUAUGUACAGUGAUGAUGUUAAAAUCGAUGAACCACCUCCAAAUCCUAGUAAAAUCCCAAUGUUCACUGAUGUAAACCCUAACCUCAGGCGAGUGAUCAUGUUCUUGGCUUUAUAUUUAGCCGUUGGUACUUUCUGUUUCUACUUCGUGAGAGACCAGAUCUCAGGUCGUAAGACCAAUGGUGUGUUGGAUGCUGUCUAUUUCUGUAUUGUAACGAUGACAACCGUUGGAUACGGUGACCUUGUCCCUAAUAGUUCUGCCUCAAGACUACUUGCUUGUGCCUUUGUCUUCUCUGGGAUGGUCCUUGUUGGUCACCUUUUAAGUAAAGCAGCGGAUUAUCUAGUGGAGAAGCAAGAGACUUUGCUCGUUAGGGCUUUCCAUUUGCGUCAAAGCUUCGGUCCAACAGACAUUCUCAAAGAGCUGCAUACUAACAAGUUGAGAUACAAAUGCUAUGCUACAUGCCUUGUCCUUGUAGUCCUCAUCCUUGUUGGUGUAAUUUUCCUUGUAAUGGUUGAGAAAAUGCCGGUUGUUGACGCUUUCUACUGCGUCUGUUCCACGGUUACGACAUUGGGUUAUGGCGAUAAGAGCUUUAGCUCGCGAACAGGACGCCUUUUUGCUGUGUUUUGGAUCUUGACGAGCACCAUUUGUUUGGCUCAGUUCUUCCUCUACGUGGCUGAGCUAAAUACAGAAAACAAACAGAGGGCGUUAGUGAAAUGGGUUUUGACAAGAAGAAUCACAAAUAAUGAUCUCGAAGCAGCUGAUCUUGAUGAAGAUGGAGUCGUCGGAGCUGCAGAGUUUAUUCUAUAUAAACUGAAAGAAAUGGGAAAGAUUGAUGAGAAAGAUAUCUCUGGGAUAAUGGAAGAGUUCGAGCAACUCGAUUACGAUGAAUCGGGAACUUUAACAACUUCUGACAUCGUUCUAGCUCAGACGACGUCUCAGAUUCAAAGGUAAGCGUCGCUAUUGCGAAGAUGAAUCAGAAUCUUUGUUAAGCUAUAUUUGCACACAACAGGAAAAGCAAAGACAGUGAAGAGCUUUUUGGAAACUUUGAUUUGUAUCUUUCUGUGAGAUUAUAAUGAAUGUUUAUGCCAAUACUCUCCCUUUAUGAUUGUUUCUUGAUGCUGAGUGUAAAAAUUUUCGUACAUCUCUCUCUAUACGACUAUAUACAUAUGACUUUACUUGCUA
Molecule: messenger RNA, 1552 nt
Organism: Camelina sativa (false flax)
Lineage: Eukaryota; Viridiplantae; Streptophyta; Magnoliopsida; Brassicales; Brassicaceae
Product: two-pore potassium channel 1
Biological process (GO): potassium ion transmembrane transport; stabilization of membrane potential
Cellular component (GO): plasma membrane
Molecular function (GO): potassium ion leak channel activity; outward rectifier potassium channel activity
Source: RefSeq, a predicted model, not a curated record